Molecule: messenger RNA, 2076 nt
Organism: Bacidia gigantensis
Lineage: Eukaryota; Fungi; Ascomycota; Lecanoromycetes; Lecanorales; Ramalinaceae
Exons: 6
Coding region: 1-2076 (691 amino acids)
Source: RefSeq, a predicted model, not a curated record
AUGCCGGGCAUGAAUGCCGGAAACCCUGCUAUGGGCGGUAUGCAAAUGGCAAACAACAUGCCUAACGGCGCAAUAAUUAAUAAGGGCCCGGAGCAAGACGUAAUCCCAGACAUGGACUCCAAGCUGAACCAAUGGAUCUAUGGUUAUUUCUUGGAAAAGGAACAGUGGGAUCUGGCGCACGAGAUGAAUGGGGUGAGCGAGGACUCAAAGAGCGGGUUAGGCGACAAGAGACCUCACGACCUCCCAGCUGCGAAGGGAGCUUUAGACGCUCAGGGCGGGUCCAUGUUGUCGUGUUGGUUUGCACUGUUUUGGGAUAUGUUCUCAGCUUCCCGGAGAGCGGGUAGCAAAAGCGCGAACCACUUACUCGAGCAGAAUAAGGCAGAAGGCGUUGCAGAAUCAGCAGCAGAAUGGGAUGCGAGGGAUAACCCCCAAAUGCAGAUGGCCAUGCAGCAGCAGAGACAGGCCAUGAUGCAACAGCAGACCAUGAGGCGAGAUCCAUCCGGGAUGGACAUGAAUGGCCAAAGACCUCGUACACCAUCAAGUGGCGAUCAUGCACCCUCUCCAAAGCGACCUCGUAUGGACAGCGCAGGUUUGAAUGCGCAGCAAAUGAUGCAGAAUGGACGCCCACCGCCGGGCAUGCCGCCGCAGAUGAUGUCGAGUAACACUGACCAAGCGAAUGCCCUCUUGAUGAGUAGUGGCAUCAAUCCGGCAAACCUUUCUGACACGCAAUUUGCUUCUUUCCAGCAGCAGCAGCCGCAAGUUCAACAGAAGUCUAUCCAGGUCUAUGCGCAGAAUAUGUCAAGGAAUCAACGAGAGGGUAUGUUUAAAGUUAGUGGUAUGUCCGAUGGUGGCUCACCUAUGAUGCCAGAUCCUAUGACCAUGACGACUGGUGGCCCAGAAUAUUAUGGCGCCGCCAACGGCCAAAUGAUGCGUCCGGGUGGUAUGGGUGCGAAUCCAGGAGCACCCAACGGCGCGGGUGGCAAUCAUGCACUCCAAGACUACCAGAUGCAGUUGAUGCUACUUGAACAGCAGAACAAGAAACGGCUAUUGAUGGCCCGCCAAGAACAAGGCGAACCUGGUCAACCUGGGAUGGCCGGUCCGAUGGGACCAACAGCUGGCCUAUCACCUCAAGGCAGCCGAAGUGGAACUUCUCCUGGCCCGAACGGCGAGAGGCGAGGGACGCCAAAGAUGGGCCAACAGAUGGAUGGCUCACCCAUGCCGGACGGAAGCAUGAGGGGAUCGCCAGGAAUGAAUACUUUCUCAAUGCAGCCAGACAUGUACGGACCACUGAACACUGGCGUAAGACCACCGCCAAGCUCGAAUCCUGCCUUCAAUGGACAAUACAACCCUCAACAGAUGGAACAAAUGCGUCCUAAUGGCCAGGUAAGAAUGCCUAGUGGUGCCUGGCAAUCCGGUGCUCCCGGGCAGAUGCCCAUGACCCAACAACCUCCGAAUCAGCCGCAGCCACCACAGAUGGGGACGCCGCAGCAGCGAAACGAUAUGCCACCACCCCAGGGACCACCUCCUGGGGCGGCAAAUGGGCGCACUGGUCCUGACGAUGCUCCUCCAACCCCAUCAGCUACAAACAAGUCCAACCCUAAGAAGAAAGAACCUAAAAAGGCACGUUCUACCCCUUUGUCCCCUAUCACCAAUAAAGCGGAGAGUAAGUCGAAGAAGGGCUCCACGAGCGUUGCUGCAACUCCGGCCUCAGAAGCUGAAAAUCCUCCCCCAACACCCACACCAUCUACCCCGAUCACACCAUCGCACCCUCAAUCGUUCUCUUCAAAGACGGAAGCACCACAAGCAGGUGCAGCCCAAAACACAAACAAUACCACCGCCCCUCCUGUCCCUGUACCCCAACCUGACGGCAACGCCUCCGCACAAUUCACUACAGGUAACAUAGAGGCAAUGGACGGCACCGAGGGCAUCUAUCCGAACGACAGCAUGGGCGAUUCAAACCUCCUGGACAAUUUCGAUUUCGAGCAAUUCUUAGACCAGACGGCGUUCCAGUAUGAUCCGAACUCAAUGGAUCUGGGUGAUAUCAUGGAUCCAACUGUAAUACAAGACGCCGCCUGA